This is a messenger RNA of Annulohypoxylon truncatum, 2837 nucleotides long. RefSeq lists its product as uncharacterized. The coding region runs from base 214 to 2475 and encodes 753 amino acids. Lineage: Eukaryota; Fungi; Ascomycota; Sordariomycetes; Xylariales; Hypoxylaceae. The transcript is spliced from 2 exons. The record is from RefSeq and is a predicted model, not a curated record.
UUUUCUAUACAACUUCAUUAGCCAUAGCACAUCUAUACAUAAUUUCUAAGCAAAUUAACGACUCUUGCCGAUAUUUCGCGACUCUUGACGGGAUAUUAUCGUUGUGGUUCGCCCUGCGUCCAGUUCUUUUCGGCUUUUACAUCAUUAGGGAAUUAAUCAUACUCAUUUUACUACGACCGUACCUUUUACGACUAUCCUUACCACCAAUGCGCGAUGGGAAAAAAGAACAAGAAGCCCGCAGCGGGCGAAUCUCCUAGCUUGGAGCCACAGACUGCCGCAGAGCCCUCGAUAACCUCGACAUCCUCGACAGCACCCUCAACAACGAAUAAGAAGAAGCCAUCCUCCCCCGCGCCCCAACCUUCGUCCGCGCUCGUCAUUUGCCGAAAUAAGCAUUGGCGUUAUAUCUCUUCCUUCCAUGGCCCAUGGCUACAACUACCUCUCGAAGUCCUCGUCACGCUCGCCAAUGCCAAUUACUACAUGCCCUUACCGCGCCCCGUCGAUCCGGCAGUAUUCUACGAUCUGGUGAAGAUAAGACAGCUUGUGGAUGGUGCUACCGAUUUGGCCGUACGAGCGGCCAAUGGCGUCGCCUCUUCGGCCUUGUCCAAUUCGCUAGCAGGAGGAGCUGCGCAUCAUAUGCAAGCGUUAGGUCUUGGGUUUGGGAACAAUGCCGGCGCAAAACUGAGUCCAGAAAGGAAAUAUCGAAUGCGGGAGCAAGCCACCCAGAAGUUGUCGCGCGCCUACCACCUCGACGAAAUAGCCUCGAGCGUCGCCACGAUGCAAUCUACUUCAACCUUAGAGAACGUUGCCGGGCUUGUAUUACAAAGGUCACCCAACGAUCCCGAUGCCAACUACGUCCAUUUCUUCCACGAAAAGAUACCAUCUAGGCAGCUCGCAGAAUGCACCGACUUCCGCGCAUUGAAUCUGAUAAUUGGCCAGCGGCCUUCCGAGUGCGAGCCCCUGAGGACCCGCGCGAUUGUCCGCAUGUUCAAGGAGGAUUUUGAAGGUGCCGUUCAGGAUCUCACGUCUGCGCUUAGUGUGUAUCGCCUUCAGCAGCCACGGCAUAACAAGCCCGCAGUAGAUGAAACGAUGCAAUUAGAACAGAAGACCCGACGGCGACGAGACCAACCCCCGGUCGACGAGGCAAACCAACCGAGUAGUACAGAAGUACAACUCCUGUUUCAACGCGCAGGUUGCUACCUCACUUUAGCAUGUGAUCAUGUGCCACAUGCUCUCCCUCAUUCACCGGUUGAGCAGAAUGGGAACGUGCGAAACGGCACAAAUGGCACCAAUGGGCCCAGUAAUGGCACAGCUAAUGGGAACGGGAAUGCAGAGCUACGGGAGGCUGAGGGCGACUUGGAAGAAAAAGGUCCUACCAAGAGACAGCUUGAUAUGCGUAAGACAGUGCGCUUUUACGCGAAGCGCGCAUUAAGGGAUUACAUGGAAUAUUUUAAGCACUUUCACUACUCGCCCAACUUACCUAUCGAAGUGUCGGAUGAUUUUAGUCGUCAGGUCAACCAAGCAACUCAUCGUAGCAAGAAGUACUAUGGUCAAUCUCGACACGCGUCUCAGGAUCCGGGAAGUCCUACGGGCGCUUCGCCUGGCCACAAGGUGUACGAGCUAGCAUCGCUCUUCUCGGCGACGCCUCCGGCAGACUUACCGCCCUACCCCUCGACAGACAUCAUAUCUCCAGGUUCUGCUACUGCAGAGUCGAUCCAGGUAACUAGCGAAGUUGUCACUUACCACCCACUGCUUACCGACGCGUUACAUUCGCUCUUGCUGUGUCACACCCUCAUGCAAACUUCGGCAAAAGAGUUACAACGACACGCGCAUAUGGUUGCUCGCCUUGCUCGUUUGGCAGAUGGGUACCCGGUAUUUCAAGCGAGCCGGUCCCCUGCGCGAGCGGAUUGGAUAGAGGUCCUUCGAAGAGCAGAGAAUUGGAUUGAACUAGCCUCGAGCUGGGAGGCGCUCUGUGCUCCCGCUCCGCUUCCCACUCCCAUGUCGGCGGCACUGGGUAUGUCCGCCGCGGCUGCGGUUAAUGCUCUGUCCAUUACCGGCGGCGCAAGCCCCGCUCCUGAGACGGAGGAGCAAAGGAAGGAGCGGAUGCGCCAACAGGCUAUAAUAGAAGCCCUGGAGGACGAGCGCGUCAACGACGAGGCCAGCUUUAAGGCGGCUAUUCUUGCCCGCCAACGUAGGGCGGAGGCAGACCACGCCAGUACGCUGAACGGCGGUGUCCCGAGUCCCAACGCGGGGCCUAAGCGCUGGGCCGUGGACGAUGGUAGGGAGUACCCUAUCUUGACGGAGCGCGCAGAGGCCGUCGCCAGAUGGAUCCGCGAGGCGCCGACGGGUCCUGGGGCGGGAACUAGCAAACGCAAGAAGAAGUCGCGAACGCAGAAGAAAGCCGCUGAGCCGGAGCAUGGGAAGGAGCCCGAGGUUACAGAGACGGAAGCUGCGGAAUCGGCUACGGAACCGGCUUGAACCGGACUGGUGGAGAAGGGCUGCCUACCUAUAAUAGCGACUUGCAGCAAACGGCCGUUGGAUGCCGAAAGAGAAGAUAGAAAAAUAAAAAAGUGGUUUGAGUAUCUUUAGCCGCUAGCGUAUUAGCAAAGAUAUACUUUGUAGUUUAUACCUUAAUCAAAAGCAGGGCGUGGAUUUUGCCAGGCCGCUAGGUACUACUGGAUGCUUUGUGGUAUCGAGGAGUAUACCUAAGGCAUUUUCUGCUCGACUUCGCGUGUUACAGGGGUCGAGGAAGGAAUUAUGCUGCAAACCGACAAUUGCUCUGUUGUAGUAAGUAAUGGAUCAUUAGCCGACGGACCUAUAGAUACUAGUGAGAUACCAUG